AUGUCUACGUUUUCGUACGCACAAGCCGCCAAGGGCGUCUCCGGGACACCGACCCCGUCCAAGACACCAUCAGAAUCCGAGAAGACCGACUCCAAACCGGAGGAGCAGACCGUCGUCGAGACUACCACGGAUGAUGUCCCAGCCCCCACUGAGUCUGAGCCCGUCCAAAAAUCCGAAGUAGUCGCAGAGGAGAAGGAUGACGAUUUCACCACUGUCACUAACAAGCACGCGGCUAAGACAAAGGCCACCAACUCUCGAACCUCAAGCCCGAGCGUGCGCACAGGCUCCAAGUCGCGCAAGACAAAAGAGGAUGAUUCAAAUACCUCCAACGGCAACGCAGAUGCCCCCGCUGAGAAGCAGGUUCCCAGUGAAGGACAGACUGAGAAGGCUGAAGGUGCCGCAGAGAAGACUGAAAAAUCCGAGGAUUCCGAGAAGACCGCAUCGCCACCCAAGGAGCUGAAGGCUGCUCCCCUCCCAUCAGUCAACAUCUGGCAACAGAGAAGAGAGGCACAGGACGCCAGGGUCAAGGCUGUCCCCAAGUCCACUCCCUCUAGCAAGGCCGCCUCCACCGAGGCCGCCUCGACUGCUGAUGAGACCAAGCAAGACUCCAAGGCCAGCUCUAAGAAGAAGGGCACCGAUGGUGCACAGGAAGGUGCCAAGGAUCGCAAGAAGACCGAUGUUGCGAUUGGCGAAGAAAAGAAGAAGUCCCACGAAAAGACCGAUAAGAGCCCUGUCAUCAGACCCCAUGGAAAGGAAAAGUGGACGCCCGUUCCAUACGUCCCCACUGCUGUUUUCAACACCCCGCUCCCAUCUGCCGGUGGCCGUGGAGGUAGACGGGCCACUCGUGGUGGCCGGGACAGUGGCCGUGGAGCCCACGGAAAUGGUGCCGCUGCCACCGACAAGGCUGCCUCUGGACAGGCCGCCCAAGGCGCAAAGCAGACCUCUGGAGAUCGAGGACGCGAGGCUGGCACUGGACGUGCCGCUUCUCUUCCCGCCCAGUCGAGACGGUCCACAAGCACCGAUCCCGGUGCUGCAGCUGAUGCACGCAAGCCUUCCCAGGCACCUGAGCGCGGCCGUGGAGCUCGCAACGGAGAGGAGAACAAGCAGGUGAAUGGCGGAGAGAACGCCCCUCGCCCCCAGCGUGAGGGCAAGCCCUUUGGAAGAAACCAGGAUGCCCGCGCAGGUGACCGCAACCAGAAGGGUGGAAACCUGGCUGUUGACUCGCAGGCUGCAGCCCGCAGCAACGGUCGCUUCGAGGCCGGAUCCAAGUCUGCCGACCCCACCGGUUUCAACGAGUUCAACCGUGAGCGUGGAGAGUUCCGCUCUGAGCGUGGAGGUCGUGGAUCCAACCGCGGCCGUGGUGGUGCUUACUCCAAUUUCGGCGGCCAGAACGCCCAGUUCAAUGCCGCUAUGUCCAACAACUCAUUCGCCCCCAAGCAAUUUGGCUUCAACGACCGUCAGCGGUCACAGCAGCAUGGCCUCCCCAAUGGCUCUCAACAAGGAAACCGUAUGCCCCUCCGAUCGCCCUCUUUGCCCACUCCCGCAAAUAUGUACGGUGUUGUUUAUCCUUUCCCAGGUGAUAUCAACACGAUGUAUGGCUACCCAACUGUCAACUCUGCCCCGAUGAGCGCUGUUCCCUACCAGCAGCAAUAUGUGGAGCCUUUCACGCUCAUGAACAUGCUGUCCAUGCAAUUGGAGUACUACUUCUCGGUUGACAACAUGUGCAAGGAUAUGUUCCUUCGCAAGCAGAUGGAUUCCCAAGGCUUUGUGCCUCUGCACGUUCUUGCUAGCUUCAAGCGUGUCAAGUCCCUCACCGAGGACUUUGAACUCCUUCGUCACGUGGCUCGUCAGCUGCGUAGCGUUGAGUGCCAAACUGGUGAGGAUGGUGUUGACCGCCUGCGCCCCAGAGACAAGUGGCAGCAAUGGGUCCUCCCCGUGGACCAGCGUGAACCUUCCGCCCAGCAUGACGGAGCCGCCCCUACUAGAAAGACUGAUGAGAACACCCCGGUCCACAGUCACUCCGAGAACGUUAUCAACGGAUCCGCUCCCCAGUUCGUUCCCAACGGUGUCGCCCAUGAUGUGAAGACUUCACUUUCUUCUACCGCCCCGGAAUUCAUGCCCUCAUUGCUACCCACCGCAGUGAACGAGAUUGCCAAUGUAGGACACCCCUGGAACUCCCCAGUCUCCCCCGAUGACUCGACAGCGUCGUUCAUUUCAUCGUCUUCGUCUUUCCGCGUGGACCAUUCCUUUAUCUUUAUUGACACUUCUUCCUCAGCGCGUGGACUAGAUUCCCAGUCCGAACCCCCUUUCGCCUCUGAUUUGGAACCGACGGUGACCCCGACGAGCUUUGACGCAAAUUACCUUCAACACCCAAUCGGCGGUGCCGAUUGGUUCAUCCAAAAGUCUUUUCCCGAAGUGCACCAACCGGCGCCCAAGUCAAAGGUGAAGGGCCGUUCAUCCACAGAAACGUCCAAUUAUGCCCCCAAAAACUUUCAAUAUGUCUCGCAAAGAAACUUUCGAUGGCCGAGGCCGACCGACGGCAAGAAGCUUAUGGAAUUCUAUCGGAACUGUCUACUCCACCGUCGACCCAUCCCUGACCUCGUGAUGUACGACAUGGUCCAUCUUUCACAAGAUCAAGCAUCGGACUACCGGACUCUCCUCUCCAAUACGAUCCAUGAAACCAUUGCCAGUGGAAAGAUGAGCUCAAACAACCGAUUGAGAAUCAGCAAAUAUUUCAAUACCCAACCCGGCAAGACGGCGGGAGAAAAGUUAUCAUGA
Penicillium verrucosum is the source of this 2778-nucleotide messenger RNA. RefSeq names its product La domain family. Bases 1 to 2778 code for a protein of 925 amino acids. Gene Ontology annotation, biological process: positive regulation of translation. Lineage: Eukaryota; Fungi; Ascomycota; Eurotiomycetes; Eurotiales; Aspergillaceae. Gene Ontology annotation, cellular component: cytoplasmic stress granule; cytosol. Gene Ontology annotation, molecular function: RNA binding. The record is from RefSeq and is a predicted model, not a curated record. The transcript has 4 exons.